AAGAAAACCAGAAACGUUGUUAGUGGGUCAACUUCCGGUUGUAUAACACAUGGGUGAUUUUCCAGUGUAAUUUAUUGACACUGGUCGAACUCACUGGAAAUAUGUCAGCUACAAGUUUCACAAAACUUACCAAGCAUUUGCAUUUGAGGCACAUCAAGCGCUGUUACUGCAGUUCAACAUCAAAGCUAACAAAUUCAGAAGUGAGAGAAAAACGAAAUGCUCUGUUUGAUGAGGAAAGAAAAAGGCAGCUUUCUCUGAUAACAAGGAUAGAAAAGAUACGUGUAGAACAUAUAGGACCUCCUGAGAACUGUACACUGAUUAUGAAUAAAGGACUGUCAACACCAUUUAACUGUGCAGCACACAUAGCUGAAUAUUUAACAGUGCGUUCUGCAGUUGCGCUUGUAAACAACCAGCCAUGGGACAUGCAUAGACCACUUACGGAAGAUUGUGAACUUAAGUUUGUUCAUUACAGAGAAAAUGAUCCAUAUCAUGCUAAUAAGGCUUACUGGAAAUCAUGCUCUUUCAUCUUGGGUCAUAUUCUUGAGGUUGCUUUCCAAGACCAGUAUUAUACAGAACUUUGUAGUUUUCCUCCACCAUAUGUACCCAGUGGGAGCUUUGUCUAUGAUGUGAAAAUCCCUAUUCCAAAUUGGCAGCCAAGUCAUGAAGAACUUCAGUGUAUGGGACAGAUUGGAGCAAAACUUGCUGGAAAAGAUUGGAAGUUUGAAUGUUUAGAUAUUGAUGAAACUCUUGCCCUGAAAAUGUUUGAAGAUAACAGGUUUAAGACACAACAGAUCCCCAACAUGGCAGCUCAGAACAAGGGUGGCAAGAUCCGCGUGUACAGGAUGGGUGACCACCUGGACAUCAGUAAUGGACCUUUGAUUUGCAGGACCUCACAGAUUGGGAGAUUUGCCAUAACAGCUUUUCACCCCAUAUCAAGCCCAGACUUUGGUGAACUGACAAGAGUGCAGGGUCUCUCAGUGCCAUCACAGGUCUUGAUCAAUCACUGGACUUUUGAUUUCCUGGCCAAACGUGCAGAAAAAUAUAAUGAACAUGCUUCUUUGCCAGCAAUGAGAGAGCCACCACCAGUCAAGGAAGAGGUGCAAGAAGAGGAGAAGGGAUAUUUUUGGCGUUUAUAGAGCUUGAACAAACACUAGAGGGUUAGAAAAGGAGUACAACAGAGAGAAGUGUAUCAGUUUUGAUAACGUAACUGUAAAUGUGGCAAUCAAACCCAGGGUCAGGAAUUUAAUAAAAGGUGUUUCGAAAAUGAAACUGUGGAGUUUUCAGUAUAAUUUGCUGAGGGUUUAGGGACAUUUUAUCCUGGAUUUUACAAUGAGACAAUUUCAUUCAUGAAAGUUUGUGACAGUUGGAAUCCCAAACCAAGUGCUUGUUAUGCGCUUAUUGUUGCCAGAGGUUGGACUUUUUCAGAGACAGUGGUUGCUUCUGCUGAACUCCAAGACCCCUGGCUGCUCUUCCAGCAUAUGGCAAAAUGUCAAUAAGUAUAUUGAGAAGAGGAUCUUGCCAACAGAUGUGAAAGAACAUGGGUGCAGAAAAGAAAUGAGUGGGAGAAUCUUUUAAGUCAAUUCAUACCGAGGUGCAAAGAAAGCACAGUUUUUAAGAGAAAAUUUAAUGCUGAAGGAAAGGACUGAAAAAAUAUGAAAUAGUUUUUUUUUUCACUGAUGAAAAAAAAAGGAUGCAGAUGGUUUGAAAGUUUUGAUUAGGUUAUGGUGAAAAAAAUGAGAGCCUCGGUUAAAUUUAUAUUGCUUUUUUCAAGUUUCUGACACCCCAAAUAAUAUCAAGGAUAUGAUUAUAUAAGUUAAUAUUAUUUUAUUGAAUUUAAAAGUAAUUAAAUUAACAAUCAAUUAUAUGAAAGCUAUGAUGAAUGUAUAGCUACCCACUGACAUACCACUACCAAAAUCUAGUGGUAAUUAUUAAAUUUCAAAUAAUUCACUUAUGCUAGUUUCUAAUAUUUACUGCAAAAAAUAACAUUGGAACAGUUUCUAUAAAAGUUGUACCCAGAUGUGGAUCAGUUGCUCUUUGGAACUUUCAUACAUAUUCAUUUAUUUAUGUUUAUUUUUUUUCUUUCUUU
Messenger RNA from Lingula anatina, 2086 nucleotides. RefSeq names its product large ribosomal subunit protein mL39. Gene Ontology annotation, cellular component: mitochondrion. NCBI's taxonomy places the organism in Eukaryota, Metazoa, Brachiopoda, Lingulata, Lingulida, Lingulidae. The record is from RefSeq and is a predicted model, not a curated record. Gene Ontology annotation, molecular function: RNA binding; nucleotide binding.